This is a messenger RNA of Drosophila gunungcola (fruit fly), 1101 nucleotides long. RefSeq lists its product as uncharacterized. The record is from RefSeq and is a predicted model, not a curated record. The transcript is spliced from 2 exons. The coding region runs from base 25 to 855 and encodes 276 amino acids. Lineage: Eukaryota; Metazoa; Arthropoda; Insecta; Diptera; Drosophilidae. Gene Ontology annotation, molecular function: 8-oxo-dGDP phosphatase activity.
UUAUAACCACAUGGAUUGGUUGAGAUGAACCCAGCAUUCCGUGACUACAACGAACGCACUGAGCAAAUGGAAAAAGUAUUGCGUAACCUGCGUUCCGAGGGAUUAUUUCCCGCGCUACAGGGAUGGAGGGAUGAGUAUUUUGAGGUGAAGUCCGAGCGCAGGGCACUGCUAAAAAUGGAAAGGGCAGCAACACCGCUUUUUGGUGUACGCAAGUACGGCGUUGAUAUCAACGGUUACGUGCGACAUCCUACCCAUGGUUUAUGCAUUUGGCUGCAGCAGCGAUCCAACACAAAAGAAACGUGGCCUGGAAAAUGGGAUAAUAUGGUCGGCGGUGGACUAUCUGUAGGCUUUGGCAUUAAGGAGACAGCCAUUAAAGAAGCUGCUGAGGAGGCAUCAAUUCCAUAUGAUAUUGUAAAAAAUUUGGUGUCUGCUGGAUGUGUCUCUUUUUACUUUGAAAGCCGGCAAGGGCUUUUCCCUAAUACAGAAUAUGUGUUUGACUUGGAGCUGCCGCUCGACUUUGUUCCCCCGAAUUCUGACGGAGAAGUGCAGGCUUUCGAACUGCUUCCAGCCAAGGAGCGCGUGGAGCGGGUUUUCACCCCAGAUUUCAAAACAACUUCAGCGCCGGUGGUAAUUGAUUUCCUUAUCCGACAUGGGCACAUAACUGCAGAUGAUGUGGUAGAUUUUACGCAAAUUGUUGAGCUCUUGCACGUGCCCUUACAGUCCCUUUAUACGUACAAGGCGCGGUUGGAGCUGGCCCAAAAGCACCAUCAUAACUUGCCUGACGAUGCCAAAAACUGCCACUGUGGAAGUCUACAAAAAAAAUCGGUGGAAAAUGGGCAUAAGAAAGCAGCUUAAUCAAACAGAUUUAUUUUUGUGGGAAUAUUAUUUGGAGUGGGGCUUAAAGCUAGUUUAGUUCUAAGUGUCAAACGAGACCCAAUAGACUGGUUUCAAAGUGUAUUUCCUAAAUCUAAGCCAGAAACAAAUAACAGAAGUAACCAUGUUAUAACCAAAUCAACCAAACAGCAACACAAACAAAUUCCGAUCAACAUUAUAAUUUAACAUCGCUAGGGGCGGAACACUUAAUGUUUAAAGCUUAAAUUC